Molecule: messenger RNA, 975 nt
Organism: Papaver somniferum (opium poppy)
Lineage: Eukaryota; Viridiplantae; Streptophyta; Magnoliopsida; Ranunculales; Papaveraceae
Exons: 3
Coding region: 1-975 (324 amino acids)
Source: RefSeq, a predicted model, not a curated record
AUGCCAGUAAGGGACAAUGGUUUUUGUCCAGUGUACUAUGGAACCCCUUACAGAUCUGAACAAUCAAAUCAAUGGAAUUAUAUCAGAAGAUUAAGUAAUUCAGUUAAUAUCCCAUGGGUUUUACUAGGUGACCUCGACAUAACUUUAUCUUAUGAGGAAAGAAAAAGUACUUCUAGACAAAGCACUUCUUCUGAUAUAGUUUCUUUGAUUAGAGAUUCAGACUUAACAUAUCUUGGUUUUAGUGGGAAUCCUUUCACUUGGACUAGUAACAAACAAGGAACAUGUUCUAAUGCUUUUGUUCUUGUUAAUAAGCUCUCUAAUACUAGACAUAUCCUCUCAAUUUGGAGCAAAUCUACUUUUGGUAAUGUUCAGACCAAAAUUCACCAACUUCAGGCAGAUUUAUCUCAGUUACAAUCUACAGAUAUAAAUGGUUGCAACACUGAUGCUGUCAUUGCUCUGGAGAAAGAGAUCAACUCACUCAAUGAUGUUCUAGCAAGUUCUAAUGCUUUUGUUCUUGUUAAUAAUCUCUUUAAUACUAGACAUAUCCUCUCAAUUUGGAGCAAAUCUACUUUUGGUAAUGUUCAGACCAAAAUUCACCAACUUCAGGCAGAUUUAUCUCAGUUACAAUCUACAGAUAUAAAUGGUUGUAACACUGAUGCUGUCAUUGCUCUGGAGAAAGAGAUCAGCUCACUCAAUGAUGUUCUAUCAAGUUCUUAUAGGCAGAAAGCAAAUGAUCAUUUCUAUAAGGACAUGGACAAGAAUUCAAAAUACUUUCAUAUCAAAGUAAAGAGAAGAAGAGCCAGAAAUAUAAUAGAUUCUUUACUUGCACCGGAUGGUUCUUGGUGUACUGACAGAGAAUCUGUUGAAAAUCUACUUCAAGCUAAUUUUCAGAAAUUCAUGACUUCAUUUGCUCCUUCAAACAACUAUUACUUUCUAGAAUAUAUUCCAAAAUGUAUUACAGAAGAGGAUAACUAA